Molecule: messenger RNA, 1461 nt
Organism: Tachysurus vachellii
Lineage: Eukaryota; Metazoa; Chordata; Actinopteri; Siluriformes; Bagridae
Gene: ttc33
Product: tetratricopeptide repeat domain 33
Exons: 5
Coding region: 243-1040 (265 amino acids)
Molecular function (GO): protein binding
Source: RefSeq, a predicted model, not a curated record
AGAAGCUGCUGCUUCGAUUUAGCCUGCGUCAGGAGCAGGUUAGCCGAGUAGAGUCAGAUACUAGCUGAAUACUAGCCGCCUUCAUCGUGCGGAUAUUUAUUUAUUUAUUUAUUUAUUUUUUUUAACCAAGGUAGUUAUUAACCACAAGAAAUGAUAUAUGAGCAGACUGGAGUAUUUUAAACUUUAGAAUAAGAGUUGAAUAAAUCUAAUCAACACAAACCAGGAAAAGGACGCGGCUCAGGAUGGCGUCAUUUAGCUGGAAUAGGAAAGUUGGGGAAAAGGUUUCUAAGGCAGCAAUGCAGCAGUUUGAGGCUCAAUCAAGAAAGGUGGAAGAUCACAAGGAGCUGGAAGAAGUUGAUUGGCUACAUGCAAUCAAGCGCAGACGUGAGGUACUGCUGGAAGACUGUGCAGCCAAAAGUAAGAGACUAAAGGAUGAGGGAACACUCUUGGCUGAGCAAAGCAGACACUGGGAAGCGGUGAGGAAAUGGGAUGAGGCCAUUCAGUUGACUCCAGAAGAAGCUGUAAUUUAUGAGAUGAAAUCUCAGGUGUUAACCAUACUGCAAGAGGACUUCGCUGCAGUGCAGGCAGCAGAAAUGGCAGUGAAACUUCAACCAGUGUGGUGGGAGGCAUGGCAGACUUUAGGACAUGCCCAAAUAAACCUUGGUGAGGUAGACCUUGCUGUACGUUCCUUCCAGGUAGCACUGCACCUACACCCAUUAGAGCGCCACCUGUGGGAGGAAGAUUUGAGAUGGGCACUACAUCAACGUGAAAAGAAACUUGCUAUGCAGCAGAAAGCCACACAAGAUGAUCAGACCCGAAAACUUAUUGAUGAUCCUCCCGAGCUGCAACAAGAUUAUGGGGACUUUGAUUGUGAUGAGGUCAUAGCUGCCUGCACAGCCAUAGCAGACCGCCAACAGAGAUAUGAAGAGUUAAGAAGGAACAAUAUCCUGGAUGUGCAAGAUGUUCCUAAUGAAAUGGUAGUCAGGAAUUCUAACUUAAAUGCUUCAAAGCAUAGUUUGGUUAAAGCAAGAAUUAUAUAAGAAGUGACACUUUUGUAAACACAAUGUAAACAAAGCUGUCCAGCAGUUUAUUACACACAGUUAGGAGCUCCUGGGACAGUUAAUUGACAGACCACCAGAGGGUGCUGCCAGGAAUAUUUUUCAGAGCCAGAUUUUACAUUAUACCCCAUGCAUGUUGUGCUUUGCCCUUCAUAUUGUUCUACCUUCCUGGUACCUGUCAUGGUACCUGUUCCUCAUUUACCCAAAUGUUUUGCCCUAUAUAUUAUAGCAGUUUUGUAUCUGUCUUUGUCAGUCAUUGUUUUGGGUUUGCAUGGUAUGGUUGAGUGUGUGUCCUGGUUCCUGUAUUUUUGCUGUGUUUUGUUACUCAUGUUGUAUUUGUCCUGUGUUUGAUGUAAGUCUCAUUGUAGUUUACUUUUGGUAAUUAAAGCCAUUCUUUACUUGA